UUUGUUUUUUAAAGAUAUGUCGGUUUUUUGUUUUGUGACACAUUAUCAAUCUAUAUAAAUCUAACGUUAUUGUGACACAUUAUACUAUACAAUUUAAUAUCAAAUUUUCCUUAUAUUCAGUGAAUUUUAAGAAAAAUAACUAAAGUCAAAAAAUGAAAUAUGAAAUGAUACUCUAAAUUUGGAAGAAGAAUCUCUCUAAAGAUUCUAUAUUGACAAAUGUCAAAAUAACUAUCUAAAGUUAUUUUCACAGAUUAUCUUAAUGAACUGUCAUUUACUAUACCACACACGUAUCCAUCAUGCACACAACACACCAUAUAAGCUCAAGCAUAUCCAUCUUUUCUUUUUUUGUUGUUAAAGUUCAAAUUGAAAACACAACUAAGUUCAUUAUAAAUAACAUUGAUUUGUACAUUUUGAUACAUACCAAUCUAAAGAAUAGCAAAUUUAGAUCACCAAUGGCCUUAAACGUUACAAAGAUCUCUCAAAUCAGCCCCUUAGCCGAUUCCUCCCGUGAGAAUCCAUACAUUCUCCCACUCACUUUCUUCGACCUACGGUGGCUAAACUUCAUGCCCAACGAACAAGUUAUCUUCUACAAACUCCAUGACUCAUCUCACGACUCCUUCUACUCAGUGAUCCUUCCAAGACUUGAGCAAUCUCUCUCCCUCGUCCUUGGCUACUAUCUCCCGCUCGCUGGUCACCUCACAUGGAACGCACAAGAUCCUAAACCAUGCAUCGUGGUCCUUCCAAACGACACCGUUUCGUUGAUAGCUGGAGAAAUCAGCGAUGCAGAUUUCUCUAGUGUUUCAGGAAAGGGGUUACGUCCCGCUAAUGAGAUACGUCCCCUUGUACCGGAGUUACCGGUUUCAGGUGACUCACCAUCGUUACUUGCUUUGCAAGUAACCUUGUUUCCGAACCAGGGGUUUAGCAUUGGCAUAGUAUCCCAUCAUGUCUUUGUGGACGCUAUAACAGCGCUAAUGUUUAUCAAAUCAUGGGCUCAUAUCUGCAAACAUGGAGCUACAACUUUACCAGAGGACAUAACUCCAGUACUAGAUCGUACCGCCAUCAAUGUUCCCACCGGUUUGGAAGAGAGGAUGUCGGAACUGGUUCCGCAUCUUUCACAGGACAAAGAUAACGCAAGAACCCUGAAGCUACCUCCAACCAAGGAGGUCAGUGCAGAGGUUUACCGUCUCAAACUUGAUCUGACUCUAGAGAACGUCGAGAAACUCAAGGAACGAGCCAAGAACGAGUCGAAACGUUCUCACCUCGAGCUUCACCUUUCAACGUACGUCGUGGUGAAUGCUUAUAUCUGGACCUGCUUGGUGAAGGCGCGUGUAGGUGACGUGGAAAGACCGGUGGCUUAUGAAUACGCUCCCGAUUUUAGAAACCGGUUAGGCCCAUCGGUUAGGGGGACAUACUCAGGGGCAUGCGUGUUUCCUAUCUGUUGCUUAGGUUACAAGGCAAAGCACUUUCUUGGAGAAGAUGGUUUCAUCAACGCUGUAGAGAUUAUCAGCGACUCUGUCAAAAGAUUGGGAUCACAAGGGAUUGAGGUGUUCUUUGAUAUGUAUGCGGAUAAGACGAAGAACAUAGAGAAAGGUACGGAUAUUUGGGCAGCUUCCGGUUCGAACCGGUUUUCAAUUUACGGGUCGGAUUUCGGGUGGGGAAGACCGGUUAACAGUGAGGUCGUGUCUUAUGACCAGAGUCAGAUAUUUUGUAUGUCGGAGAUGAGGGAUGGGACUGCUGGCGUGGAGAUUGGCUUGUGUUUGAAGAAAGAUGAGAUGGACAUUCUCGUUUCUCUGUUCAAGAAUGGACUUGAAAACAAUGAAUAACUUUUGCUGAUUUAUGUAAUGAUCGUGGGACUUUGUCGUUUUCACUUGUUUAGAUCUUUCUUGGUUUCGAAGCAAAGUAAUAAAUUAUCAUUUAUAUAUAAUCAUGGAACAUAUCAUGUAACUGGAAA
This is a messenger RNA of Brassica napus (rape), 1951 nucleotides long. RefSeq names its product BAHD acyltransferase At3g29680-like. The record is from RefSeq and is a predicted model, not a curated record. The coding region runs from base 297 to 1823 and encodes 508 amino acids. The transcript has a single exon. Lineage: Eukaryota; Viridiplantae; Streptophyta; Magnoliopsida; Brassicales; Brassicaceae.